Molecule: messenger RNA, 3938 nt
Organism: Petromyzon marinus (sea lamprey)
Lineage: Eukaryota; Metazoa; Chordata; Hyperoartia; Petromyzontiformes; Petromyzontidae
Molecular function (GO): calcium ion binding
Source: RefSeq, a predicted model, not a curated record
CAUGCGCACCGGGAGUGCCCACGCCGUCGGUUUCUGCAGCCGAGGUAGCAGCAGCAGCAGGAGGUUGCGGUGAACGAGGUUGCGGUGAACGAGGUUGACGACCCCAACUGUUGCUGCUGCUACUGCUGCUACUGCUGCAAGAACAAAGGGGCCAUGGGAAAGAAGACGCCGAAAAAGUUGGACACCGCGCAACAUGAAAUGGAGAAGAGGCCACCUGGCACCGCACGGACGACCCAACGGAACCGGAAGCCGAGCGCCUCCCGGCGGAGUCGCUGGGGCGGCUGCGGGGGUGGCGUCGUCACUUGCCUCAUGCUCACGGGAGCCCUCGUGCUCUCGGUGGUGCUGGCGUACACGCUGGGGCUCACCGACACGGUGGCAGAAAAGCUCACCGAUUAUGACAUGGACGGGGACAGGGAUUUCGACGUGGAAGAUGUAAAGAAAAUAUUUCAAGACAAGCUGGACUGGGACGGAGACGGUGACGUGGAUGGGGAGGACAUGCACACCCUGCUAGCAGCCAUCCAGAGCAAGUUCACCGGCAGCGAGGAGUCUAAGGCCAAGGCUCCCUCUGCCGACACUGACGACCACCACCACCACCGACAACACGAAGAUGAACAAGACCAAGACGUUCACAAGCCACUGGGUGACCACCACCACCACCACCACCAUGAAGAUGAUCACGACCACCACCACCAUGAAGGCGACCACGAUGAAGGUGACGACCACCAUGACCAUGACCACCACCGUUACCACGGGCAUGAUCCCGAGCAGGAGGAUGAUGAUGAUGAUGAUCAAGAUGAGGAGGCCCACCGUCAUCAUGAAGUCGAUCACCAAGAGGAUCGCCGUGAUCAGGAGGGAGAUGAUCAACGUGAAGAGGACUACCUCCAACAUGAGGAUGGCCUUGAUCAAGAAGAUGAUCGUGACGAUGAUGAUGACGGUGAUGAGCACCAAGAGGAGGUCGACGCUCAGCAUGUGGAGCUGCACGCUCUGCAUGAGGAGCUCCGCGUUCAGCAUGAGGAGCUCCACGCCCAGCAUGGGGAGCUCGAUACUCAGCCUGAGGAGCUCGAAGCUCAACAUGAGGAGCUCCACGCUCAGCAUGAGGAGCUCCACGCUCAGCAUGAGGAGCUCGAUGCUCAACAUGAGGAGCUCGAUGCUCAGCAUGAGGAGCUCCACGCUCAGCAUGAGGAGCACCACGCUCAGCAUGAGGAGCUCCACGCUCAGAAUGAGGAGCUCCCCGCUCAGAAUGAGGAGCUCCCCGCUCAGAAUGAGGAGCUCCACUUUCAGCAUGAGGAGGUCUACGCUCGGCAUGAGGAGCUCCACGCUCAGCAUGAGGAUCACCAUCAUGGAGACGACCAACAGCACCACCACGACGAUGGUCACCUGCAAUCUGAGGGUGAUCACCUCCACGAGGUCCACUCUCACAAAGAAGAUGACCAUCAUGAAGAGGAUGGUCAUGACCAUGGGGGUGAGCAUCAACAUGUGGAGGUCCACCUUCAUCAAGAGGGUGACCACCAUCACCACGAAGACGGUGUUGAUGGGCACGAGAUUGACCCACACCAUGAAAAGGCCAACCCACACCACGAUGGUGGCGACGCUGCCAUCCACCCUGAUGAAGUCAGCCACUUUCAGCACGAGCAUUUACACCGCCCUGGAGAGGACGAGCAGGCCCAGGAUGCGUCCAAUCAGCCAGGGGACAACGGCGAGGAGGAGCAUUCCCCGCCACAGGAGGUGGUGGAGGGUGAAUCUCAACAGGUCCAUGAAGAUCAUGGUGCGCAGCAGCAGGCGUCAGAUGAGUCGCAGCAGGAGGAGGAGUUGCAGGUUCAGCUUGAGUCUGAGAUCAGCGCAGAGGCUGUGUCGCAACACGAGGCCGUUGAGGCAGAAGAGGUCGGGACAGAAGAAGAGCAGAAGGCGGAGGAUGGUGACGGCGGACUGCAUGAGCACCAUGCUGAAUCCUCUGACGAGAAUGAAAUCCCCAUGCAGCUGGAGGAGGAUGUUGAAGCGGAAGGUGAUCGUGACGACGACGACGACGACGACGAUGAGGUCGACGCUGCCCCAGCAAAGGACGUCCCCGACCAUCGCGGGUCGAGUGAGCAGGGUGGAUUGGACGAGACGCAUCCUCCGGAGAGCGUGGACUUGCCAGAGUCGAACGAAGCGGACGUUGAGGCCCACGGCGACGAUGGCGACCGUGAGCGCAGCGCCGACUAUCCACCGCAGCAGCGCGACGGGGGCAGCCACCAUCACGAGGAGCACAAAGAUGACGAGAACGCCAUUCCUCUCAAAGAGGCGGAUAACGGCGGCGGCGCAGCUGAUUCAGGCGGUGGUGAUGCUGGCGGCGGACAACCCGAGCUCCACCAGGAGUUGCGCAAGCUUCAGGAUGAGGCUGAUGGAGAAGUGGAGUUGGGGAGCGAUUCUCUUCCUCCGCCACUGCCUGGCACCCACGGGGAGGGAGUGAGAGGAGGCCACUAGAUGAGGAGCCCACAGAGCCGCAGAAGAGAGGGGCGAGGUGACAAGCCAACGUGUUAAUGCUGCCACCAAUGGCAACGUAUAUGUCUGUGAUGCAAUAAUAUAAUGAAUUUUUAAGAAAGGGUUUGUUUUGGAUAUGAAUAUGCAGUACACGUGUACUGACGGGGCUGCGCGCGUGGUGGAUGCAGUGGCAUUUUGGACGGGUCCGGGUUUCAGCAUUGGCUCGGUGAAUUUACCGCGGUCCCUCUAACUCAGUUCGCCGUCAGAGAGACGUCACAACAGUCGUUGGAUUUACCGCAGACCCCCGCAAGGUGUGCAGUCUUGUUUUUGUGUGUCAAUGCGGAAACACCCUUUUUGCUUUACGGCGUUUGUGGGGGGUCGAGAAGGGGGCGGGGGAUGCGGUAGGGUAGGGUGAUACCAAGUAGAUUCACCAGCAUUAAGACAAUCCACGGUCUCCCUCUCUCGGAGGGGGACCGUUUCUUAUUUUUUUAAUGAAUAUACAGUACAUUUUAAAUGCAGUAUGAUGACACUAAUAAGCAAGUGGGCCGUGAGAAUGGGUCGUAGUGCGUGGGACGUGGGUGCUCGAUAGGGGGAGGGGCAGAUUACUACCUAGACUGGCAUUGCAAUGGCACCCAAAGGUGUGCAACCAAUGGGAAGAUCAUAACCCGUCGUGGUGGCGGUGGCGGUGGUGGUGGUGAUGAGACCGUAAAGAGCGGUCCUUGGCGGUGAGGUGUCGCCUCGACAACGGCUAUGGGAUCUAGCAUAAGGAAGGCAGCAAAUGGCUCCGGGUUGUCGCAGCAUCGACAGGAUAGCGCCAUAUCUUGUGACGGCUAUUGACGUCGAUUCACUGUAGGUUCACAAUGGGCGGUCGGCAGGGAUUUUGCGAAUGCAUCGCAGCCAGCCGGGCAGUCGUUCACACGCCCUCCCGCAGUCGAGUGGAUUUGUAAAGAUUUGGGGGUCGUGAUUCGAUCCUAGAAUCGACCAGUUUUUUUUUGUCUCAUUUGUAUUGAUUCUUGCCUCUGUUCAGCCUCGUUUGUUCCUCCUCAGUUGUCCAAUUAGCCUCGAGGAAACGUCGACAUUUACUUUGGAUAAAUCGCAAGUAAUCGAUGUCCGCACUCGUGCGACAUUAUUGGUGCUGCCUAUACCUGUAAAAGAUGCUUAUAUUCGCCAAUGAACACCGAUCGUUAUGUUCAUGAUAUAAGUGCAUCGAAUCGUAGACGUCAGGAUGUAUUUAUCUGAUGCAUGAUAUUGAACGCAUGUGAUCUCAUACUACGAAUAACAAAGAAGCUCAACACGUAUCGUCAAUAAUACUGUGUGGCCUUAAAAGAACAAAAUACACAAUAGGCAACGUUUCAGGCAAUGAUGCUUCUUCAUAGCACAUCACGCCUAACACAAUUAGGCUAAUGGAGUGAUUGAAACUGAACUGAGGACACAGGAAAAGGGAAACUGUACAGAAGGGACAAACAAGAGCCAAUUCU